This is a messenger RNA of Nezara viridula (southern green stink bug), 627 nucleotides long. The record is from the annotation of a GenBank genome assembly. NCBI's taxonomy places the organism in Eukaryota, Metazoa, Arthropoda, Insecta, Hemiptera, Pentatomidae.
AAAAUCAUUUAAAUCGGCAUUGUCUGUGAUAUAACGGCCCUUUCACGGACUAAAAACUUUCUGAUAGUUGUCAAUACUUAUGCUUUUUCCAAUCAGGUGAGUAGGUCAUCCAUGAUGUUAUACGUUGGUGUGUUAUUUAUGUUAUUUCCAAUUAUACUUUCGGAAAGUUAUCCAAAGAAUCCGGAAAUAAUUGGAAACGAAAUAGACACGGAUUUCGCAAUUGUUGACAAGCUUAAUAACAGUAAUAUAUUAAAGGAUGCCGUCAAAAGAAUUGAUUCUGAGAAGGAGGUAAGAGAGGAGACUUCUACAAUAAAAGGAUCAAUAAUAAAUACAUCUACUGAAGGAAAGCUUGAGGCACUUAGUAAUUACGAAACAGAAGAUGAAAAAAGCGUGUCAACAAAAAUUUCUGAUGAGAAUAUAAUGGAUAAAACGGAAAUAUUCGAUGAGAGAUCUGAUGACGAGGACUUAUUUGAUCUUGUUGGUGACACAGUGAUUUCUUCAUUGAAGUUCAUAUGGCGUAAAGUAAAGAAGAUCUUUCACUGGGCUUGGAGCGGUACCUCGUGGUUCGGAUUGUGAUUAAACAUUAUAUAGCUGUUAUUUAUAUAGAAAUAUAUUAUUAUAAAAUUG